Strongylocentrotus purpuratus (purple sea urchin) is the source of this 2263-nucleotide messenger RNA. RefSeq names its product lamin-B1-like. The transcript is spliced from 10 exons. Lineage: Eukaryota; Metazoa; Echinodermata; Echinoidea; Camarodonta; Strongylocentrotidae. The record is from RefSeq and is a predicted model, not a curated record. The coding region runs from base 329 to 2083 and encodes 584 amino acids.
UGUAGUUUAUGAAUGGAGAUGGCAUUGAAGCAGUAUUGAUUUUUAUUUAGUUGAAUUCAUAUCAAUUUCGGAAGGCCGCGUGGCUUCCCUAUACUUAGGUGGGCGUGACACAGUAUACCGUGUACACCAUCCGGUAUACUGCUACUGUGUAUAGGUGGAUCUAUAGUAUACUAGCUAAGCUAAGAGACGUUAGGGUGAAGCGAAUUUGGGUCAGACAGUGCUCUCGGUCUUUUGGAAGGAAUCUACACGAUUGUGUCGACUUCUUUUAGCAGUUAUCCCCAAAGAACCUUCUACUUUACAUCCUAUCCGAAGGUGUUAUACGAGGACCAUGAUGAAAAAGCAAUCUAAGCGUGUCGUGGCGACGAGAAGCCAGAAAGUCGUAACAUCGACGCCUCGCGUAGUCUCGACGACAUCGUACUCGAGGUCCGGUGCGUCGACAGUAGCUGGAGAUUCAUUGUCGCUCCCGAGUCCUUUGAGUUCGUCGUCCAUGUCUACGUCAAUGAUGUCCACGCGAGGUUCGACGACGACGUCGUCCACGCGAAGAUUUGCGUCAUCAUCGUCGAGGUCGUUCAUCAGGGAAGAGGACGAACGCGAGGAGAUGAUCACGUUGAAUGAUCGUCUGGCGAAGUACAUCGAUUCCGUGCACGCGCUCGAUCUCGACAGCAGCCGGGCUCAGCUCCUCGAUGUGUCGAUCGUCGAAGCUAGGCAGACGGCGAUGGCGGAGAUCCGGGCGAUUUUCGAGAAGGAGUUGGACGAUGCCCGAAGAUUGCACGCCGAGGAGAGAGAGAGGCUUAAAGGAGAGUGUGCGAAAUAUAAAAGUGAAUUGUCUGAUCUAAAACCAAGAUUGAAGUCGGCGGAGAAAGAGAAGAAUGAGGCAAAGAAGCGAUUAUCCAACCUCGAGUCUCAGAUAACCGAGAAAGAUAACCGGAUCCGAUUCCUGGAGGAGGAGCUAAACCGGGUCAAACCGGAAUUGAACAACAAAGACAAACAGCUGAAAACCGCCAAGAUUGAGAUCGAGAAUGGGGCGAUCAUCCGCGAACAGCUAGAAAAGAAAAUCCGGGAUCUCCAAAAGGAUCUUGAAUUGCAGGAGGAAUACUAUAAGAAGCAACUCGAGAAGGCACAGGGGGCUUGGGAUGAGACACUGAUGGCAGAAUGGGAGAAAUACAUUGACAACUUGAAUGUCUCCCUCUCCGACGACUUACGGCAAGUUCGAGAGCAAGAGAUGGACCAAGAAACAGAGGAGAACGAACUAACGAGGAUGUUGACUCGCAUCAAGGGAUUCGGUGUAAGUGAAUUCGCCUCCGAACUCAGGAAACUCAAAGGAGAUAUCAACGUCAAAGAUCAGAACGAUACGCUUGUUGCUCGUAUCAUGGACCUCGAGGCUCAACUGCGCAAGGAGCGGGAAGCCCAUGUCGACGCUCUAAGUCGUCGCGAUCUGGAGAUCGAGGAGGUUAAAGAAACCGUGGCCGUGCGCGUCCAGAAGUACAACGACCUGCUCCAGAUCAAACUCCGUCUCGACAAGGAGAUCGCGACCUUUCGCGCCUUGCUCGAAGGAGGGGAAGCGAGGUUAAGAAAGAGAGCCAUGUUGAGUGAUUCCUUUCAAGAAGACACACCUCCUCGUGAGCAGCCACAACCCAAGCGACGUCGUAUCAAUGAUGAAGUUCAGGUUACGAGAUCAUCGACCACCAGCGGACUCGUGUCCAUCGUCGAGACCGACAACGAUGGCAACUUUAUCAAACUGCACAACCAUACCGACUCGGACCAAUCCAUUGGAGGAUGGGAACUCCAGCGUAUUGUUGACGGAGGGCUCGUCGCGACCUUCACGUUCAACAACAGGUUCUCGAUGAACCCGGGUCAUGAGGUCACGAUCUGGGCCUCGGGCAGUGGGAACAAGGUUCAAAACCCUCCCUCAGAUGUGGUAUCUAAGGACACGGAGAACUGGACGAAAGGGGACAGCACGGAGACGCUCCUCGUACGCCCUGAUGGAGAGGUGAUGGCUAAAUGCACUGAACUACGAGAGCACGUCCAUGGCGAGUUUAUCGAGACGGAAGCCAGGGAGUUCCGACCAUGUUUGGUAAUGUGAUCAGGUAUCCCGGUGACGGCUGGAAGUUUCUAAUCAGUAUCAGUUUGUCAGUCAUUCACUGAAAUAUAUCGAUUAACCAUUGUCAGAUCCAGGGUUGUUGUUGCUUUGUUUUGUUUUUAGCCGAUUUUGAGUACUCGCAGUGAAAUCUUAGGCUAAGUAAAAAAAAAAACAUACAUGUUU